Clarias gariepinus (North African catfish) is the source of this 2177-nucleotide messenger RNA. RefSeq names its product homeobox protein NOBOX-like. Gene Ontology annotation, biological process: regulation of transcription by RNA polymerase II. The transcript is spliced from 9 exons. NCBI's taxonomy places the organism in Eukaryota, Metazoa, Chordata, Actinopteri, Siluriformes, Clariidae. Bases 49 to 2055 code for a protein of 668 amino acids. The record is from RefSeq and is a predicted model, not a curated record. Gene Ontology annotation, molecular function: DNA-binding transcription factor activity, RNA polymerase II-specific; RNA polymerase II cis-regulatory region sequence-specific DNA binding.
CUUUUAGCUCUAAGCUAAUACAGAUAGGUAGUUUGAGUUAUAAACAAGAUGGCCGAGGACUCCCUGUUUGCUAGUGAUUACGACAGUCUGUGUCCUUUAUGUGAGGAGGAAGAUGAGACACCCUGUCUGGCACUCGGAAUCAGUGAACAGCAAAAGAAUGUGGACGAAGAAGCAGAGCUAAAAAGAAACCAUAAAUUGAUUUCUAUAAAUGAAGAGGAAAGUGAAAAAACAGAAACAGUGGCAAAAGGAUUUGUUGAGAGUGAUGAUGAUGAUGAAGAUAGUUGUGAAGAAGAUAUGGUGUUUGAAAUGGGCAGAAGUAAAGUAGAAAAGAGAGUGGAGAAUAAAAGCAAGUGUGAUGUAAAGGUGAUUGAUGUGAUCCCUCCAGCUCAGGAGGAGAAGAGUAGCCCAGUAAAUCUAGUGAUGCUAUGUGAGGAGUCUGUUGAAAGGAGUGUAAAUGAGGAGCUCCUGCUGUGUCCUGCCAAGUCUCUAACCCUUUCGCAGACCCCCUUAAUAUCUUCCCCCUCCCAGAAUCCUUUACAUCUCACACUCCCACCUAGAAAUCCCUCUGUGCUUCAGCUACAAACACAACCAGUGGUUCAGACCCAGAGUUUAGUGUCCAUGCCAGUGGGCCAGGCCCCCUGUUUGAGCAAGCAGGUAUAUGAAAGGAGCCCCUCAAAGUCCAAAACACUUGCUCAUCCUGGGCAAGUGGAGGUGACUCUGCAACAGGUGUACACUACACGCCGCUACACCCGCUUCACAAGCAGGUCUGCGCCGUUAAAAUCAGCACCUCCAGAGAGCGGUUCCCAGCCCUUACCAUGUGUCAGCAACACAGCUCUGAUGGCGCCAGCACCCAAAAAGAAAACCAGGACCUCUUACAGCACUGAUCAGCUGGAGGAGCUAGAGAGGAUGUUUCAAGAUGAUCACUAUCCUGAUGCGGACAAGCGGAAAGAGAUUGCAAUAUCAGUUGGUGUCACACCCCAGAGGGUCAUGGUGUGGUUUCAGAAUCGGCGUGCCAAAUGGCGUAAAACCUCCAAAAUGACAACAAGAAAACCUCCCGCCACCCGGACACAGGGACCUGCUCAACCUCCAAUCUACAGGCCUCCUAUUUUCACAGGUCCUGCGAUUGCACCCCUACCACCCCAAACAGGAAACACACUCCCUCCUUACAGUACAUUGCUGACCAGCUGCAAAAGCCCACCAGCGUCCCAGGGGAGCACAGGGGAUUGUAAGCAUCACCUCAUGCAGAGUCCCCCACCUCUGCGCCGUGCCUCUCUACCCUUCUUUGCUGCAUACAACCCCCCUACACACACACUGUCUGUACUGCUGGACACACCGGAGCACAGUGAGCCUCAGUCAAUCGGCAUGCGCCCCGACACUGGGUUUACCUUUGAUUCUGUGGGCUCAUCAGCUAAAUAUGAGGCUGUUGCCUCUGGUCUUGGAAAUAAUCAGUCUUACCAGUUCAUGGCAUGUCCCCAACAGUCCAGCUCAGUACUGUCUCAGCAACCUAACACACUCCUUUCCCAACAAAGCAGUAACAUACUUCAACAGCAGCCGAACACACUAUUGCCACAAUAUUCACGAUUAUCAUACCUCACUCCAUCUCCAUAUCUGACCCCGAACUCGAGUGAGGGCACUGCAACUUCCUGUAUGACCCUGAACCCAGGACCUGGUAGCAGCAUGCUGCCCUGCACCAACGGAGGACAUGCCUACUUUCAGUGCCAAAACAGUAGCCAGAUACUACUGCAGCCUGGGCUACAGGCACUGCAGGCAUACCCAUGGACUGGUGACAUGUACAGCCAUUCAGUUCCACACGCAAUGCUAAAGCCCCAGUUCUCAUCCCAUGGUCGGGAGAGCCACUACCCUCCACUGGUCCCGCCCCAGUCUUACAUUACACCUCAGGGGGGAACAUGUCCCAGCCUGGCUAAAACUGCCACCCCUGACCCUUUGUUGGCCAGUGUCAAAACAGAGCUGGAGGAAACGGGACACAGUCAGCUUGUCAAAGUUAGCGAGGCAGACACCAUAUUCCACUGUGAUUUCUCACCCAUUCACUUCUGACAGGGCCUUCAGCACUAAUAGAGGAAUCUGAGUCUGCAGUAUGUUUGUGUGUUUCUGUAGUUUGUGCAAUUUUUUUCGUUGUUGACAGCAGGCUUAAUUAAAGUGCCCUUAAUCUCUUAUCA